GUCAGGCGGCCCUAGAGCGGCAGCGCCAGAGCCAGCAAGCGCAGCUCGAGGAGUUGCAAAAGCAGCAGAAGACUCGAUUUCUACUCGCACUGGAUGCGCAGGUGAAGGCUGAUGAGUACGCCCUCAGCAAGGACCACAACGAGCAGCUGAUGCGACUCCAGCAGGAUGCACAGCGGAAACGUGCCCAGCUGGAGCAGCAGGCCACAAGCCUCGUUCUCGAGUUCCAGCAGCGGAAGCUGGAAGAGGAGUUCUACGCCCAGCAGCGAGACAUUCAUCGCCAGCAUGAGGAAGUGCAAAGCAGGUUGGCUACCGAGCUGCAAAAGCUCCUUGCGCCAGGCAAGUCGGGCGGCGACGCACUUUGGGCGGCGCCGCAUCGCAAUCAGAUGCCGCGCGUGAACUCAGAGGGGCCCAGACGGAUCAGCUCUUUCCGACCACUGUCACGUGUGCCGCUCUCCGCCUCACCCAGUAUGCAGCUGCCUGUCGGGAGCCUUAUGCAUCGGUCAGUCUCGUGCGCGGGCACUGUGGGGUCCGAGGCCUCUCUCGUCACGACGCGGACCCUGGCAAAACCUACUGCGCUGGCCUCGCCGCGGUACACGCUGCGCUAG
Symbiodinium necroappetens is the source of this 605-nucleotide messenger RNA. Lineage: Eukaryota; Dinophyceae; Suessiales; Symbiodiniaceae. The record is from the annotation of a GenBank genome assembly.